Molecule: messenger RNA, 1711 nt
Organism: Paramecium sonneborni
Lineage: Eukaryota; Ciliophora; Oligohymenophorea; Peniculida; Parameciidae
Source: the annotation of a GenBank genome assembly
AUAAUUAUAAAUGGAUUAUUGUAUUCGAAAGACUGAAAUGACUGAUAAUAAAGAAGAUGAUGGUUACUAUCCAUAUUAAAUUAUUAGUUACAUUUGCUAGUUAUGAAUGGGAAAAUAUUAAAGCAACUACUGCAUCAUAAUUGCCUACCUGUCGUAAUUGUCACACUGCUACAACAUUCAAACACUAUAUGAUAAUCUUUGGUGGAAAGGAAGGAGAAGGAAGAAAGAAGUUCUGUAAUGAUAUUCAUAUUUUGGAUUUAAAAAGAUUAAAGUAAUCAAUCAUUUCUAAAAUAGUUGGACAUCCUAAAUUAAAAUAACUGGAUAAAUACCAGAUGUAAGAAUGGGACACAGUGCUUAAAAUUAUUAUGAUAAGAUUAUCUACUAUGGAGGAUGGAAUGGUUAUACAGUAUUAGAUGAUGUUAUAAUGAUGACACCAAGCGAAUAAAUGAAUAUUGUUUGUAUAGAUUGGUAACACAUAAAAUCUGAGAAUACUCCUCCUAAAAGAUAAUUUCAUACAGCAAACAUAUGUGGAGAUUUUAUGUAUAUUUUUGGAGGAGGAGAUGGUAAAAUGUGGUUGAGUGAUCUUUAUAAAUUUGAUCUACUUAAAUGUUUAUGGACAUAAGUAGAAACAACAGGAUAGAAACCUUAAGGUAGAUUAUAACAUAGUUCAGUGAUCUAUGAUCAUAAAAUUUAUAUCUUUGGUGGUGAACCAGAUAGAUCUCAUUAAUUAAAUGAUUUAUAUUAAUUAGAUAUUGAAAACAAUAUAUGGACAAGAUUAUAACCAAAAGGAAGUACACCAUCUCCAAGAGUAAGUGCAUCAGCUGUUAUGAUGAAUAACAAAAUUUAUUUAUUUGGAGGAUACGAUGGAUAAUAGUGGAGAAAUGAUGUAUUUAUGUACAACAUUACAGAGAAUCAAUGGGAAUAUAUUGUAAUUAAUAAUUAAGAUAAUUAAUCUAAUUUUCGUGGAUAAACUAAAGAGAAUAAUAAUUCAUAAUAAUAAUCAUCACCACCAAGACCUAGAUGUAGACAUUCAGCUAUAGCAUAUAAAAAUACUAUAGUAAUAUUUGGAGGAAAUGAUAGUGAGAAAUCAUAUAAUGAUGUUUAUAUGCUGAAAUAAUAGUCAAUUAUUAAAUUAGCAGAUUCAACAUUGAAAUAAGAUUAUUCAAGCAUACUCUUUUCUCCAAUAUUAAGUGAUAUAACAUUUUAUAUUGAUAAUUAAGAAAUUUAUGCUCAUAAAAUUAUUUUAGCAUCUCGUUGUGAAUAUUUUAAGACACUAUUCUUAAAUGAAUAAUUCAAUUUAGGAGAUAAAUUAUCUAUCACUGAUACAACUAUAAAUGUUUUUAAGGGUAUUAAAUCAUUUAAAUUCAUUUUUUAGCUAUUUUAUAGUACAUUUACACAGAUGAAGUCUUUAUUGAUUCCCAUAUUGUUUAUGAUUUAUUAGCGUUAGCUGAUAAAUAUAUGUUAUAAAGACUUAAAAAUAUGUGUGAAGAUCAUUUAGUAUUUAUUUUAUUACUAUUUAUAUAGAUUAAAAAUAUCUCACUUAAAAAUGUCAUUGAUGUAGUUAAUUUGGCUGAUAAAUUCUCUGCAUAAGAAUUAAAAGCUAACGCCAUGAUCUUUUUGCUUGAUAAUAAAUAGAAAAUCCUCAAUACCCAAGAUAUCAAUAUGCUAUCUAAAGAGAUAUUAAUAGAAUUGUUAAAAUUUACUAAAUGAA